AUGAAUGACACAGGGAAUCGUCGAAUCAAUGAGGAACUAGAAUAUGACAAAGUAUCUUUAAAUAAAGAGCAUGAUAAAUCAUUCGAACUCUUAAAUGAUUGCCAAAAAAUAGCUUAUGAUGCAAUAAUAACAUCAGUUGUAAAUGAAGAAGGCCGUUUAUUUUUUAUAAAUGGACAUGGUGGUACCGGAAAGACAUUUCUAUGGAAUACAAUAAUUUCCAAGUUGAGAUCACAAUCAAAAAUAGUUCUUCCUGUUGCUACUUCUGGAAUAACAGCUUUGUUAUUACCAAAUGGUAGGACAGAACAUUCACGAUUUCAUAUUCCUUUGGACGUCAAUGCAGAAUCAACUUGUGAAAUAAGACAGGGCAGUCAGUUAGCUGAACUACUCCUAAUAACUUCUUUAAUCAUUUGGGAUGAACCACCAAUGGAAAAUAAAUUUUGUUUUGAAGCCUUAGACAGGACCUUGAGAGAUAUCCUUCGUGUGAAAUAUGAAAACAGCUCUGACAAACCAUUUGGAGGCCUAACAGUCGUAUUUGGUGGUGGUUUUCAUCAGAUUCUACCUGUAAUUCCAAAAGGGGCACGAGCUGAUAUUGUAGAUGCAUCGCUCAACUCUUCAUAUUUGUGGCCAUUUUCAACAAUUUAUGAGCUGAAACAAAAUAUGCAACUUUGUAGUGGAAGAGUAACUGAUUCUGACGCUGUUGAAAUUACUACUUUCGACAAAUGGUUGUUACAAAUUGGGGAUGGAUCCUUCUAUAAUGAAAUUGACAAUGAGCUUAUUAAAUUGCCUGUUGAUAUAUGUAUCACAUCAUCCAACGAUCCAGUUGGAUCAAUAGUCGAGGCAGUUUACCCAUCCCUCAUACAGAAGUACAACGAUCCAACAUAUUUACAAGAAAGAGCAAUAUUAACACCUAAAAAUGAAAUGGUGCAUGAGUUUAAUGAUACAAUUAUGAAAAUGAUACUAGGUGAAGGAAGAACAUAUUUUAGCUCGGACAAUGUCUGUAAAGCAAGUGUUAACACUAAUGAUGAAGAUCUAUUGCACCCAACAGAAUUUUUGAAUAGCUUAAGAUUUCCGGGAAUCCCUAAUCAUGACAUUCAGUUAAAAGUAGGCACACCAAUUAUGCUUCUCAGGAAUCGAAACCAAAGUGAAGGACUAUGCAAUGGAACAAGAUUGAUUGUCACACAUCUUGGUAACUGGUCUAUUAGCGCAAAUAUCAUUUCUGGAAAGAACAUUGGCUCAAAAGUAACAAUACUAAGAAUUAUUAUGUCUCCUAAUGAUUCAAAGUGA
Molecule: messenger RNA, 1284 nt
Organism: Solanum dulcamara
Lineage: Eukaryota; Viridiplantae; Streptophyta; Magnoliopsida; Solanales; Solanaceae
Exons: 1
Coding region: 1-1284 (427 amino acids)
Biological process (GO): telomere maintenance; DNA repair
Molecular function (GO): DNA helicase activity
Source: RefSeq, a predicted model, not a curated record